Molecule: messenger RNA, 906 nt
Organism: Letharia lupina
Lineage: Eukaryota; Fungi; Ascomycota; Lecanoromycetes; Lecanorales; Parmeliaceae
Exons: 4
Coding region: 1-906 (301 amino acids)
Source: RefSeq, a predicted model, not a curated record
AUGUCUUUGGACAUGUUUUUCACACAACCAAGGGCAUUGACGGACACAGUUCCAAGGGGUCGAAUGGUCCUCGGCCCAGCUUGCAGCCCAAACAUUCUCAACACCGUGACUCUCCUCAAGAAGGAGGGCACUGUGGCCACGCCUCCAGGUCUCCCAGACCCAGAAGCCUUGGACUGCACGCUCAAACAGAGCUCCUUCCAGCGCAAGGCCGAAGACAUUGUCAGAGUCAGCCGCGGAUGCGCAGAGCAGCUUGACAUAUCAUUCCAGCGCACCAUCAGAGUUCCUGAUGGCGAAGGGGACUCUGAACUCCCACCAGGCAUGGGGAGCUUUCCCCUCUACUCGGUCGCCAACUACGCAAAGGAAUUGCCCAAAGACAUUGCGGCGAAAGGCGGCCUUUUCCUUCCCAUGUACCAGCGUGAGGCGAUGUGGAUCUCAAUCAAAUCCAAAACACCUUUUGCCAUCCGGAUCUUUGUUGGAGGCGUGAAUGCUAUUUCCGGCGAGCCUACUGGCGACAACGAAGCCAUCAUGAUGCGUCGUCUCAGCUUCAUGGAAAAGAAGAAGUCCAUCCAAGAUCACAUUGCCACACCAAAGCAGCAGUGGCUUGAUGCCCAAGUUACCGGUCAAGACCAAGCCGGAGGACUCCAGUUCCAUGUAACACCUUCAACGCCGCCACCUACGUCCUCUCCGUCUCUGGUGCAUGCGAUGCAUUACGUGCCUGAUGUGUCGCUUAAGGCUCCUAACCCUCCCGGCUUUGACGACCGUCCUAUUCGAACCUUGAUCCAGACCAUGACCGGCAAGAUAUUUACCUUGAAGGCGUUGCCUUCUGAUUGGACCUACGAAGUGAAUCUCCAAGUCCAGGACAAGGAAGGCGUUCCACCGAUCAGCAAGGUCUGUGUUAUGGAGUAA